AUGACAACUACAAUUAUACCUACAACUAUAACUGCAGCUCCGACUACAGCUACAACUACACCAUGGUUACCAGCAACAGAAACUUCGACUGUUGAAAGUGUCGCAACAACAGGACUUGAAGUACAAACAAAUGAAGAGUCAAGUGUAACAGCGAUGAUAUCUACGACUAUAAUUACAGAACGUCCUUUCGUUGCACUAUUUCAAUGUAAUUUCGAUUCCACACCAUGUUUUGAAAAUGAUCAACUGAAACGAACUAGUGGUAAUGAAUUUAAUCCUACUGGGUCUUCUGAUAGCUUAGAACGUCCUAAAGCACCAACUUCGGAUGUUACAUCUAUUACCCUUCCAACAAAUAACAAUGAAAAAUGCAAACUACCUUAUCGAUUACCAUUGAAUGGUAGUAUGAAUAUCAGUACAUGGGAUAUGAACUUUUGUUAUAAUAAUCAAUGUAAAACAGAGAAUGGACAGACAGCAACAUGUCAAUUAGGUUUAUAUGGUCUAGUAUCACUUAAUUCAUCAGAACCAUUGAAGACAAUCAAUGAAUCAAUCAAUACUAACCUUAUUCUAAGAGAUUCAAUUGGAGAACAAUGUCUUCGAUUUUAUUAUUAUUUUACUUUUGAUGAAGGACAAGAUUGGGGCCAGCAGAUUCAAGUGUGGAUAAGAUCUGAUGAUGAAAGUGACAAUGAACGUUUAAUUACGAAUCUUACAAGAAAUGAUACAAUAGAAAAUAAAUGGCAAUUUCACGAUGUCACAUUUAAUUCAACAUUUUCUAAUUAUACAUUAGCUUUUUCUUUUCGUAUUGAUAACGGAACUGAAACAGAACAAUCAAUAUUGAAUCAAACGAUUUAUUUUGCAUUAGAUAAUAUAGAAAUAUAUGAUUAUAAUUGUUCAUAUGUCAAUUAUUUAUUGGCUGGUUCGACGACAACUCCAUCGAAGGAAACUACUAUGAUACCGACUUCGACAGCAACAACAACAACAACAACACCACCGUCAAUUACUGCAUCAACUGAGCAAGAUUUAGGUUUAAUUCUCGGUCUCUCGUUGGGUCUUGGUAUUCCAUUUGUGCUCGGUAUUCUUGUUGGUUUUAUUUAUUAUUUCAAAAUACGCAAACCUAAACAGAAAUGGACACCAGGAGCACCAACUCUAGAAACUCUCUAUGGCAUCACAUCAACUACUGUACCUAAACAACCUUUGUCUGAUGUUAAGUCCAUCUUGUCAUUGACUGUUCCUAAGAAUGAAUUUUGUGUGUUUCCAUACUCAAAUCCACCAGAAACAUGGCCAAUGUACUUUUGUCAACGCAACUCAGAAACUAAUUAUACAUGUCCAACUCGAUCUGGCACGGGAAAUUGUAUAAUUGGAAAGUAUGCUUUGGUUCAAACACCCAGAGCUGGUUCGUUUGAUCAUAUGUAUACAACUAUUGAUACUAUUCAGAAUCAUAUUGAUAAUUUUCAAUGUCUCGAUUUUUAUUAUUAUGUACCUGAUACAUCAUUUAGUGCACAAAUUAGUGUUGGAUGGUCGGCAGGUGCAGCACCCUUCUUUUUAACUGACGUAAAAGCAAAACUUGAAAAUAAAUGGCAACAUCAUCAGUUUACAUAUGAAAAUCCACGACAAACUGCUUAUAAUAUAUGGUUUCAAAUGAUUCGUGACGGUGGAGCUGCCGGAUUCUCGUUUGCCUUAGACGAAAUUAAAAUAUUUGAUGGUUCAUGUGAAUUUCUUACAACAAUCGCUCCAAACAUAACGACCUCAACAACUACAUCUUCAAUUACACCUACAGAAGAAUCUGAUUUACCCUUGAUUCUUGGCCUUGUACUUGGUAUUGGUUUGUCAUUCAUUCUUUUUUUCAUUGGUGUUGCUGUAUAUUAUUUUACAAUUGUCAAACCUAAACAAAAAAUUACGGUUCCUAAUUCGAGUGAAAAUGAAAUAAUCAUGGCAUCGAUGAAUAAUACUACGAACAAUACUGAUACUGUAGACACUGUUGUUAGUUAA
Rotaria sp. Silwood1 is the source of this 1983-nucleotide messenger RNA. NCBI's taxonomy places the organism in Eukaryota, Metazoa, Rotifera, Eurotatoria, Philodinida, Philodinidae. The record is from the annotation of a GenBank genome assembly.